Molecule: messenger RNA, 2944 nt
Organism: Tachysurus fulvidraco (yellow catfish)
Lineage: Eukaryota; Metazoa; Chordata; Actinopteri; Siluriformes; Bagridae
Gene: atg4b
Product: autophagy related 4B, cysteine peptidase
Exons: 13
Coding region: 130-1305 (391 amino acids)
Molecular function (GO): protein-phosphatidylethanolamide deconjugating activity
Source: RefSeq, a predicted model, not a curated record
UUGUCCCGCCCACAAGCAGGAUUUCAUUGGAUGUUACAAUUCACCUUCCCCAGUCCAUAAAUUCUAUUGGUAUAUUUUGCUGUCGCUCACAUUUCAGUCAACAUGUUAGGUUGAACCACAACUGACAGGAUGGAUGCGGCUACUCUUACCUAUGAUACACUACGAUUUGGGGAGUUUGAAGAUUUCCCAGAGACACCUGAGCCUGUCUGGGUCCUGGGGAAGCAGUCCAAUGCUCUGCUAGAGAAGGAUGAGAUUCUGUCAGACAUUACUUCACGCUUGUGGUUCACCUACAGAAAGAACUUCCAGGCGAUUGGAGGAACAGGACCUACGUCUGACACAGGAUGGGGUUGCAUGCUGCGAUGUGGACAGAUGAUUCUUGCUGAAGCAUUGCUUCGCAGACACUUGGGUCGUGAGUGGAGAUGGGUGAGAGGUCAGCAACCAAGAGAAGAGUAUUUGAACAUCCUCAAUGCCUUCAUAGACAAGAAGGACAGCUACUACUCUAUUCACCAAAUAGCUCAGAUGGGAGUAGGAGAGGGCAAGUCCAUAGGCCAGUGGUAUGGCCCAAAUACAGUGGCACAGGUACUCAAGAAACUGGCAGUGUUUGACACAUGGAGCAGAUUGGCAGUUCAUGUGGCCAUGGACAACACUGUGAUAAUCGAGGAAAUCAAGAAGUUGUGUAUGCCAUGGUUGGACUUUGAGAGGGGAGGGUGCACAGACCCUUUGGAGAUGAACGGGUGUAUGGAGGGUGCAUGUGCCAUGGCUUUGGAGGACUCAGCUGUGUGGAAACCACUUGUGUUGCUCAUCCCCCUGCGCCUGGGCCUCACUGACAUCAACGAGGCCUACAUUGAAACUCUAAAGCAAUGCUUCAUGAUGCCCCAGUCUUUAGGAGUUAUUGGUGGAAAGCCGAACAGCGCGCAUUACUUUAUCGGCUUUGUUGGUGAGGAGCUCAUAUACCUGGACCCUCAUACAACUCAGCCAGCUGUAGAGCCUUGUGAAUACGGAGAAAUUCAAGACGACUCCUAUCACUGCCAGCACCCGCCUUGUCGCAUGCACAUCUGUGAGCUCGACCCAUCCAUAGCUGUUGGAUUCUUCUGUCAAACAGAGGAUGACUUUGAUGAUUGGUGUGCACAUAUCCGAAAAUUAUCAAGCUGUAGAGGUCUUCCCAUGUUUGAACUUGUAGACAGUCAGCCAUCACAUUUGAUCAACACCGAAGCCAUUAAUCUCACUCCCGAUUUCUCAGACUCGGACCGGCUUGAGCGUUUCUUUGACUCUGAAGACGAGGAGUUUGAGAUCCUGUCUUUGUGAGGAUGAGAGACAGAGAGAGAGAGGAAGAUUGUUCAACAUACAGAACUCAGUGCCACGCUCCCAGAGAGGAGUCGUACACUGACAUGAGGCCUGCCUAGCAUUUGGUGGCAUAGUCACCUGUGUAAAACUCAGCUUCCUGCUACACUGACCACUCUCUGCGUCAUUCUGGGUCCUGAGGUCAGAGGUCAUCGCCACAGACUCUGAAGAGUCUCAGUAUGUUCAUAUUAACACUCAACAUGUAUCCAUUUUGAGUCUUAACACUUUUUGUUAUAAAGUGACUGUGCCUUUUUAUGCGCCUACACUAAUUCAGAUUUGCCAUAACUCACUUUCGGUGGUCAGGAGCAUGGCUCCUCACAGUAUGUUAAUGACCUACACUGCUUUGAUGUCUGUAGCAAAUUGUAAAUGAAAACCAAGAUGUAAAGCUUACAGACCAAGUAGGUUAGCUUGUGUGCUACAGUACAUUUAUCAAUGUUUAGAAUAUCUGUACACAAGAUUAUUUUAAGAUUAUUUAUUUAAUCAAUUGUACAAAAGCAAAAAUAAAAAUAAACAUUAUACACACUGUCCACUUUAUUAGGAACACCUGUACACCUACACAUGUAUGCAGUUGCCGAUUUAAUCAGCCAAUCAUGUAUGUAGCAGCAGCAACAAUACAAAAAUUAUGCAGAUAGAAGUCAACAGCCUCAGUAAAUGUUCAUACCAGAAUGACUGGUCUGAGCUUCUUUUUUUUCCCCUGCUGAUUUUUUGGGGAAUUUCACAUACAGCAAUCUCUAAAGACUUUACACAGUCUGGUGCAAAAAUAAGUCUGAAAAAGAAAAUAAGAAAAAAGCUGCCAGGAAGUCCAUAGUAACUUAAUUACUCUCUACUGUGAUGUCUUACUGAAGCUCUUGACAAGUAUUUGCAUGAUUUUAUGCAUUGUACUGAUGGCACACAAUUGAAUGGCUAGAUAACCGAAUGGUCGUGCAGAUGUACACGUGUUAAGUGGAUAGUGAGUGUACAUAAAAUCGCAAAAUAUUCAUUUAAUAAAAAGGAGAAUUUAAGAAGUAGUGUUACUUCCAGGCAAUGUCUGUACAAGUAUACAGGUGAUUAAAAAAUGUGGUUAUAUUCAUGGUAAGCCACUAAUUCUCCUUACUGUUCAUUUCCAGAGUUCUCCAAUUGGUAGAUUCUCAGAUGUAUUGAUUAUGUUCUCGCACAGCACUUUAAUUUCACUAUGUACAACUUCUAUGCUUCUGGCUGCAUCAAUCACCUGAAAAAUGUGAACAGACCAAGAGAAGAUAAUUUCGAUGAACACUGUAGCAACAUGUAUUAAAGAUCUUCACAUGUAGCUAAAUGUCAGGAUUAAAAGAACAUUAAUCUUCUCAUGUUACAUAACAUUUGUUAACCCAGCAUUACAUAUGUAAGGAUUCUGAAGAUCCACAGUGUGUUUUUCCCCCCUGGCAUUGCAAUACCGCUAAGCAUGCAUUACACAAGAACAUCAGACAACCAAAUACCUAACGGGAAAGUAUCAUGGACUGACGUACUCAGUUCCAUCACUUUUCAUCCUUUUGUGUGUCUUAUUCUACAAUGGAUGAAUGUCAAUAUGCAUCCAUUUAAACAUCAAUUUAAAUCCAUGAUAAUCUCCACAAUAAAGAACUUAAAAAGA